CGGGGGGGGGGAGGGGCGUUUCCCUGUCAACAGCGGACAGAAGGUGCGCUAUGGCGGAGCGCGGAGGCCAAAACAGUGAUGAAGAGUCCUAUGAGGUACUUGAUCUGACAGAGUAUGCAAGACGACAUCAGUGGUGGGGUCGUGUUUUUGGGCACAAUUCUGGACCAAUUGCAGAGAAAUAUUCCAUAGCUACUCAGAUAAUGAUGGGUGGUGUAACUGGCUGGUGUGCAGGUUUUGUAUUUCAGAAGAUUGGAAAGCUAGCAGCGACAGCCAUUGGUGGUGGCUUUUUUUUGCUACAGGUUGCUAAUCAUAGUGGCUAUGUAAAAGUGGACUGGAAAAGAGUUGAAAAAGAUGUAAACAGAGCCAAACGGCAGUUGAAAAAGAAAGCAAAUAAAGCUGCACCUGAAAUCAACAAUUUAAUUGAAGAGUCAUCGGAAUUUAUAAAGAGGAAUAUUGUGCUGGCUAGCGGUUUCGUUGGAGGAUUCUUAUUGGGACUGGCUUCCUAAAGAUUCUUGCCUCCCAUUUUCUGAAGACUGGAACCUACAUAACUGCAAUAAUGAAGAUCAAGCUUGCAGUUUCAUUCUGAAAGUGGGAAACGCUGUACGAGCACAACUAGUACGUCAAAUAGCCCACUAGAGUCACACAUUCAGAGAGUUUACCUCUAGUGCGCGAUGGAUUACGUUUUGAAAGGACACAAAAAUGUAUCCUGUAUUUGCAAGUUUAGGUUUGGUUCAUUAAGCUCUGGAUCGAUUUUGACAUGUUCUAGGUUUACAUUAUCAAGAAAGGCUUUACAUUUUCUCCUUUUUUAUAUAUUAUAUAUAUUGUAUAGUGAUGCCAGUUAUAUGUAUAGUAUUAAUUUAUGUGAUGUAACUUAGCAAAUGCAGAGCAAACCAUGUAAAUGUUGUCUUACAUUGGACAACUCAUCAAGCAUACUACUAAGAUUCAUUAGAAAAUGGAUCUUAAAACCUGAAAGGACAAACUACUGUAAUCAAGUCCAAUAACUUCUCUACCUUGAUGCAGCCAAUUGUCUGAAAAGUUCAAAAAACAUCUUAAAUUGUAUAAAAACAAUUAAAAUAUGAUUUAAAUCAUCCACUGUACUUCUAAUAUCCCAUCUGAUUUUGCCAGUCAGAAAAUAUUAAGAAGCUUGGGAUGGUCUCAUUUUAGUCUGGUUUUGGUAUAACUUUCUUUCUGAUAAACAACUCCAUUCUAAUUCCAGUGGCAGCUUUCUACAGUGCUCUUACGUAUAGAAAUCUUGAAUACUAAGCUUUGCUUUUAUUUUUGGCUUUAACUAUCUGAUAAAUUAUUGGCUUUGUAAGUUCAUUAUGGGUGAUAUUCUAAAAGAGCAUGAACAAUGAAUCUCUUGAGAAAUUAGUUAGUUAAAAUUAAUAAUUUUAAUUUUAAAAUUUAAUAAAUCUAGUUAGUUUUAAAAUAAAGGUAAAUAUUCAACUGAUUGUUUUGCUUUGCCCUUAAUAACCAGUCAGUAGAAAGUGUGCAGUAUUUCCCAUUCCAAUCAAUAGAGAAAUCUUUUUGUCAGUUUGGAACAUCAUAACCACAUAGCCAAGUUCAGAAUUGUUUAGUGAGCUGCAAAAGCCACCCUGCAUCAUGCACUCUGGUAUAGUGCAUUGGCAAACAUGUGCCACCAUACCAACUAGGUGCCAAUAUUAGUUAAGAACUAAGAUGGUUGAGGAAAAACUAAAAUAAUCUGUUGUACUAUGCAAUGUAUUGGUACUCUGAUGUGUCAUGCUGCAGUGUCAAGAAUGCUGAUUUGCAUCCAUGAUUAUUGACGAGGGUAAGUUCCUGAUUUUGACCCCUUUAGAGAGGAGGAAAAGUCAGAACCUUAAUUACCUUGAGAUGCUGAUGUAUAACAACAUUUUCCAAGACAUUAUUUAAUUUAGGAGCCAAAUGCUAACCAUGCAGUCUUCUCUAUCUCAUCAAGACUAUAUAUAUCAUGUCCAUACAUUGCCAUGUUAUCUACAAAUGUCUAAACUGUAAAUGACAAUUUGUAAAAAAUACAAUAUAAAGUGCUUUCUCCAUUUUU
Messenger RNA from Callorhinchus milii (elephant shark), 2038 nucleotides. It is a transcript of the gene fundc1, whose product is annotated as FUN14 domain containing 1. Bases 51 to 506 code for a protein of 151 amino acids. Gene Ontology annotation, cellular component: mitochondrial outer membrane. Gene Ontology annotation, biological process: autophagy of mitochondrion. NCBI's taxonomy places the organism in Eukaryota, Metazoa, Chordata, Chondrichthyes, Chimaeriformes, Callorhinchidae. The transcript has 5 exons. The record is from RefSeq and is a predicted model, not a curated record.